AUGUCCCUCUUUAGAUCUAUAAAGGACGAUCCUCCUAAUUGGUUUGAGUUUGGGCUUGUUAAGAAGGUUGAGACAUGCCUUCAGGCAUCAUUUUGGAAAGACCAUUGGAUAGGGAGUAUACCCCUUAAGACUAGGUUUCAGAGACUCUUCCCCAUCUUCCAAAGACAGGAUGACAUUGUGGGUGAAAUUGGUAGCUGGGUAGAUGGGAGGAUUUCUUGGAACCUUGGUUGGAGGAGACCGUUCUUCGUCUAUGAGGAAUCUAUGGUCUCUGAUUUUUUUUCUCGAUCUUGCAGAAGUUAG
This is a messenger RNA of Lathyrus sativus (Indian pea), 300 nucleotides long. The record is from the annotation of a GenBank genome assembly. Lineage: Eukaryota; Viridiplantae; Streptophyta; Magnoliopsida; Fabales; Fabaceae.